This is a messenger RNA of Aspergillus sclerotioniger CBS 115572, 2646 nucleotides long. Its product is annotated as mitochondrial distribution and morphology protein. Gene Ontology annotation, biological process: mitochondrion inheritance. The record is from RefSeq and is a predicted model, not a curated record. Bases 144 to 2303 code for a protein of 719 amino acids. Gene Ontology annotation, cellular component: mitochondrial inner membrane. NCBI's taxonomy places the organism in Eukaryota, Fungi, Ascomycota, Eurotiomycetes, Eurotiales, Aspergillaceae. The transcript has 3 exons.
CUGUCCGGCAAUUGAGACGCAUGCACUUGUCAUCCCAGCUGUACCUCCAGUACCCGGCUCUGGGUUGCAGCUUUUCGAUAAAGACUGGGGAAGUUCUAGCCCUUUGCCUGCCUUAGCGGACUGUCCAGCAUGUGACGGUAAUCAUGUCUGGCAAUCUCGGGCGCAGGUUGUAUACCACCUUCUGGGGAACAACGGAAUCACUACUUGGACACAGACUGCAAGCAAGACGCGUCUCAUCCUUACCAGGUACGCCUAAUACAAAAAUACCGGCACUUCGCUUUCUCAACAUUCGGACCGUGAAAGGGUUUAAUUCAUUUUCACAAGAAACAUCCCGUGUUACGAGACGAUCUACUUCCGGGGGCUUUCUUGUACUUGGCGCCUUUUCCAUUCACAAUACAAGGAUAGCGUGCGCCAUUCCUCUAGAGAAUACCAUACCGCAUAAGGUCUCCACAAUUGAUAGAAAUUCUGUGGGCAAGGUCUCAUGGCGCGUGCUGAAACGUGGGUUUCAUACGGGCCAAGAUGACCGGGGAAAGACCGAGCUACGGAAGGAUACUCUAGAUCUUCAUGAUAGGCGCCAUGCCCCGGACCAUCUCACCAAGAAUACUGGGACUGCUGUCCAUAAUAAUAAAGACCAGGGUCCGGACCAGCAGCUGCAUGAGGUGUAUCCAAAGUCCCAAUCAAAUCGCCAUCUAAUAGGUCGAUUGCCGCACAUGCCACAAUUGCACCGGCCCACAAAAGAAGAACUGUUGGCUGCAGCAACUGGAUUCUGGUCACGGCUUAAGGUCCGAUUCAAGUGGUUCUCUAUAAGAAGCGCUAGGCCAUUUAAUCUCGACGAGAUAACCGCUCUUUUUUCCUGGGUGCUUUUGGGACAUGUGGUUUGGGUAGUCUUGGGUACCACCACCUUUUUCUCAUUGCUUAUUAUCGCAAUAAAUACCGUGUUUGCUCAAGAAACCUUGGCUGGCUGGAUAGGCAACUAUCUCACCAAAUCAUCCGGGGUAAAGGUUGUAUUUGAAUCCGCGAUUGUUCCGAAAUGGGGAGAUGGCGUAAUUACCUUCAAGAAUGUCUUUGUCUCGAGGCGGCCAGGACAAGGAACGGGACAUGUAAGUAAGGGCUCGUCGAAAACUGCUGCUGCCGUUGCUGCCGCUGCCGCUCGCGGUGAUCAAUCUACUCCUGAAAUGCCCGACCAGCGGUACCUGUCCGACGAGGAGGACACCAACUACACGCAGUUCGAUGUCUCGAUCGAAACUGUCAAUGUCACAUUAUCAUUCACGAAAUGGAUCAACGGUAAAGGGCUGCUCCGUGAUGUCGAGGUUCGUGGCAUUCGAGGGGUAGUCGACCGCCGAUAUGUUCAUUGGUCGGACGACGAUCUGGAUCCCAAGUCAUAUCGACACGAGCACAACCCCGGGGAUUUUGAGAUCGAUUCUUUCAAGAUGAGCGACGUGCUGGUAACCGUAUACCAGCCAGAUAACUUCAGGCCCUUCCCUGUUAGUAUCUUCUCUUGCGAUUUGCCUCAACUGAGAAAGCAAUGGCUAUUUUAUGACUUCAUGUCUGCCAAUAUGAUGUCGGGAUCAUUUGAUAACUCAUUGUUUACAAUUCAUCCUCGACAAACCCAUAGCUUCACCGGUGCGCAGUUGGAUAAUGGGGCGGAGGACGAUGGUAAACCGAGUCCAUGGAAAAAACAUAACAGGAUCCGCGUCGAUGGUCUAAAUAUUGAUCAUUUGAAUCGCGGAGUUCAAGGCCCAUUUUCCUGGAUCCACGAAGGCACGGUCGACAUUGUUGCCGAUAUCAUGUUCCCAGCGGAGAAUGAUGAAAGUCUUGCGAAGGUUAUGGCCGACUUCUAUGACCGGUUAGAGGCGACGGUCUCGUCCACACGGGAUCUUGACUCAACUCCAUCUAAAGUGUCUAUGUCUGAUGAGGCCGCUUCUGAAGAUGACAGACGAUUCCUAGUUACAGACCUACGCCUCCACUUGAACAAUGCCAGGGCCAUUGUUCCUCUAUUCACGCGUGAUCUUUCAUAUAUCAACAACGCACUUAUCCGGCCCAUUGUCGCCUACAUCAAUUCAAGGCGCACCUUCAUUCCUGUGAAUUGCCGUCUUGUCAAACGAGUCGGAGAUUUCGAUGGCAGCUGGACCACUUUCGAUAGCGGUUUGAUGGACGACCUUUCGGCGGCAGUAUAUGACGCCUUCGCCCGAGAUGUGGUUGAUGAGCAGGCUCGGAAGCGACGUUUCAAGAAAGUCGGCUUCUGGUCACUUCAAUUGGCUGCCCAGGCCAUCUUCAUGGGUAUGGCCGGAAAUAUAGCAUAGCAUUGUAUUUUAACAAACGGUACUCUGGGAGUUCAAGCUGGAUUAUUGGUUUACAGGGAUAAAGGCGUUGGAGAGGGAAAAGCGUUCUGAUAUGUGCCCCGACACUCGCCCUUUUUUCUUCCCCACCCGCUCGGAAAAUGCAUUAGAAAUGGUGUUCUGGCGACCUUAUGUCUUAUUCUAUGACUCUCUUCUCAUCAGAUGUGGUGUUCACCCUGGAACACAUUUUGUUCAGCUUUUUCGUCCUUAAGCGAGUGGCCAUUGGUUGGGAACACAGCAGGUUCAAAGAUUACGAAGCCCCUGAAGACCCUUAGGUAUGGGCUUUAAAUGCAUGAAAAUUAGCGGC